GUGGUUGCUGGCGUCGCGUAGAGCGUGGAGAUGCAAUGAGUCGGCCUCGUGUGUGCGUGCGUGUGUGUGUGUAGCCUCGCGGAGAGUGGGCAGGUGAAGUGACGAUCGACAGCAGCCAGUAGUGCUAUGCGCCGCGUCUCCUGCCCGUAGCACACAGGCGAGCGAUAGGGGAAGAGAGAAGAGCGAGGCAAACUGUUGGCAGUUGAACAUGUGAAGCGAUUUCAAACGGGAGGCGCGCGCGCAGCCCCUUGUCCUCGCGUUCGUUAACAAAAGCCAGAGUUUUUGGGCGCGAUGUCGCUGCGUCAAAACAAAGAAGACAGACGGCCAACGGCUCGAAAUCUUGCUGUGACGUCCAAGUGCUUAGCCAUCGUGCUGCUGCCGCAGAAGAAGCAGGCGGCAAAGUUUGACUGUGGUGCUGCGGUUGUGACUAGCGGUGUGAGUAAUGAUCAUAGUGGUGGUGGUGGUGGAUUUGCCAGCGGAUCAGGGAGUACUUUACCAAAACAAGCCUCGGUGGUGGUGACCACAGCGCAGUCCAGCACCACUGCCCAGUGUAAUGGGAAGGAAAUAUUGGAAGAUUUCAAACAACAAAACAAGACGUGCUACUGGAACCCUGCCUUGAUCGAAAGUAUCAAGCAAUUGGAGUACCUAGGGUUUGUGGAGCCGUGCACUGUGCUUGUUGGAGGCGACGAUAUUCACUUAGAAAAUCUACGGUCGGCCUGGGGGAGAAGGGUGUUGAAACCACCCAGCAACUAUACAAUUGAUCGGAUAGGUGACGUGAACGGCAUCGAGAUGCAGGUGAUCCCGCAGACGCAGUUCAUCCCGCUGCCGGACUCCCUCUGCCUGAUCAUCGCGGAGCUCAACAAUGCCGGCCACCCGGCCACCCUGGAGUCCAUCCGCUCUCGCUUGCAGCGGUGGUACCACAACACGUCGCUGCCCUCGCAACAACUCAUCUACGACACGCUGGGCACGCUCAUCCGGGAACGAAAAGUCUUCCACAAUGGAACUAGUUACUGUGUGGUGACACCAGAGACCUACCAUCUGCCCACCACCAACCCCUCAAUGGCGUGCACAGCAUCAUGGCUACCCUACCAUCCCAUGUACAUCCCCAUCUUCCCACAUCCACAUCCUCCACCACAGCAUCAGCCUCAGCCGUCGUUAAGGGCCCCUACACGCUCAAUCUCUUGCCAGGUGACACACAUAGAGGACAAACUGAGUUCAGAGGGAAGCCAGCGUCCCCCAAAGCCAAGACUGCGUAGCCACAGUGUGAGGGCCUGCCGGGGCAAAGACAAAGCUGCUGUUUUUGGAGACGAUACCACCCUCGAUUUAAAACGAGCAUCAUCCAUCAAGUACAAAGCAGAAAAAGCCAAAGCCAUUACCAAAGAUCUGAAUCUGAAGAGUAGUAACAUUAACCAAGAGAAGGAAAAAGGUGAGAAAAUAUCCUUGUUUUCCAAGAUAUUUGGCAGGAAGAAGAAGAAACACACAGAUGCUGGCACAGCAACUUCCACUUCAUCAGGAGGAGGUAACCAGUCAACAGAAGUGGAGUACGCCACAUUCUCAGCUCAGUUCCCUCCCCCGGAAUGGGUUUGGUACCAGCAGCAGUUGGAGCGUCAGAAGAGGACGGAGGAGUGGGUGUCCCAGCAGGUGUUGAAAUCCGCCAAUUGGCAGCAAUUUGGUCUGCCAGUCUCAUCAAGCGUUGACAGUGGGACUUUGAGCAAGGCACGGACAGAGUCACUGCACAAUCAGCUGCACCAUGCUGCCAAUGCUUACAACCCAGCCAAGUCCCACAUCUAUGCCACACUGAGCACCAUAGGACCUGGUCAGAGUGUUGCAACAGAUGGUGGCUUCCGUGGAAUGUCUGAAGGAAGUGGCGUUGCUGCCCGAGCACUAAGUGACAAGCGUCGCGAGGAAGAGACCAAUAUGAAACAGACAAAUUAUGCUACUGUGUCCAAUGCCAAGAAAGGGCAUAGCCAUGGUCAUCAUCAUCGUCAUCACCAUGGGUAUCACAAGCAGAAAGAACAUAGAAAAGCUCACCACGAAAACAACUAUGAUGUGCCUGCAUCCAAUCUUCCUGCCCAGGGUAUUGCUCCUAGCAACGUUCGUGUUGAUGACAUGGAAGAGAUAACAUUUAUUGUUCUCCUUGUCCCAUUCAACAGACUAGUACCCUUCCCUGGCACUCCACCCCAUACUACGAUGUGCCUCCAUCACAAAUGGACAGUCAGUUCAUGCCCAGUCAGAUUGUGUGUAACAACACAUUGCAGACGAAAGUGGCAGACAGUGGGAAACUGUUUGCAAACACUGGCCACCGGCGUUCACACCGGCCCCGGCAGCGUGGACACAAGGCAUACAGUUACUAUGAUACAACUGUGGGUACUGACAUCAGCAUUGAAUACAAGGGGCGUCUGCCAAAAAAAAACUCUCAAGUGGCGCAGUCACGAGAUAGUGGUGUCAAUUGUGUUGGGAUGUACAGGAAUCCGCAGUACUACAUAAGCAAGGCCAGUCAUCCCCAGGUGCAGGA
This is a messenger RNA of Pomacea canaliculata, 2515 nucleotides long. RefSeq lists its product as uncharacterized. The record is from RefSeq and is a predicted model, not a curated record. NCBI's taxonomy places the organism in Eukaryota, Metazoa, Mollusca, Gastropoda, Architaenioglossa, Ampullariidae. Bases 292 to 2487 code for a protein of 731 amino acids. Gene Ontology annotation, molecular function: RNA polymerase II transcription regulatory region sequence-specific DNA binding; DNA-binding transcription activator activity, RNA polymerase II-specific. The transcript has 5 exons. Gene Ontology annotation, biological process: positive regulation of transcription by RNA polymerase II. Gene Ontology annotation, cellular component: nucleus; cytoplasm.